AAAUAUUUUGAGAUGCUCAAUAAAACAAGUUCUUUUGAUUAAUAAACAUUUAAUUAUGGAGUUGCCUAAGAAAAUAAACUCUAUAUUUAAAGUAUAAAAAUGAAAGAUGAUGAAUCAGAAUGGUUAUAAGGAAACAAUUGUAUAAUCUGUGAAUUACCUUUUUCUAAAUGUGGAAAAGCACAUCAUUGGUAUUUAUCUGUUAAAUUUUAAAGUAGAGUUUGUGGAAACCCUGUAUGUAAGACUUGUUCUAAUAAACUAAUAAAUGAUAAAAGAUCAUGUGAUUUAUGUUUUAAAAGAAUUUAAAUGGUAGAUUAAGAAAAGUUAAAGAAAUAAUAAAUAAAAACGAAGAAGGAAGCUAUAAAAGAAUUAAAGAUUUAAAUUUAAAAACAAUAAGAAAAAAAUGAUUCAAUGAAAGAAUAAAUAAAGGAACUCUAAAACUAAUUUGAAAGAUAAGAGUCUGAACAUAUAUCUCAAGAAAGAAGUUUAUAAGAUUAAUUUGAUUAGAAAAUUAAUACAAUUAGAUAAUAGAUAGAGAAUAAUAAAAGACUGGAAUAAAAUAUAUAAGGAGAAUAAACAUAAUUAGAAAAACUAGAAUAUGAAAUUUCUGAUUUCAGUAAUUAGAUUGAGAAAAAAAGAUUUACAAUAAAAUUAGGAAAAGAAUAAAACGUAAAAUAAAAUGAGAAUCUUUAAAAAUAAGAGAAGAAUUAAUAGGAUCUGUAAUUAAAUGUAAUUAUAUGUAUUAAUAGUUAGUAUGAUAAAAAAAAAUAGGAAUUAAUAGAGUAAUAAGAAAAAUAAGUAAAACCUGAAAGUCAAAUAUCAACAAAUUAAUCAAAAUAAGAAGAUUUAGAAGAUAAGAGUACAUAAUUUAAAAACAAGAAAGAAAAACAUAAAGAAAAUUGUAUUAUAUAUUGA
Messenger RNA from Paramecium sonneborni, 912 nucleotides. The record is from the annotation of a GenBank genome assembly. NCBI's taxonomy places the organism in Eukaryota, Ciliophora, Oligohymenophorea, Peniculida, Parameciidae.